CGCUAAGCUUGAUGACUCUCCUAUGUUUCGCAAACAGAUACAGUGCUUGGAAGAAAGUGCUGAAUCCUUGAGGGAGAGAAGUUUAAAGUUUUACAAAGGAUGUCGGAAAUACACUGAAGGGCUUGGGGAGGGAUACGAUGGAGACAUCGCUUUUGCGAGUGCCCUAGAAACUUUCGGUGGAGGGCACAAUGAUCCCAUUAGUGUUGCCUUUGGAGGUCCUGUGAUGACAAAAUUUACCAUUGCACUGAGGGAAAUUGGGACAUAUAAAGAAGUUCUUCGGUCGCAGGUUGAGCACAUGCUAAAUGACCGUUUGCUGCAAUUUGUCAAUUACGAUUUGCUUGAUGUCAAGGAAGCAAGGAAGCGUUUUGAUAAGGCUAGCCUUCUUUAUGACCAGGCUCGUGAUAAAUUUCUGUCGCUGAGGAAAGGCACAAAGAGUGAUAUAGCUACCAUUUUAGAGGAGGAGCUUCAUAAUGCAAGGUCAACAUUUGAGCAAGCACGCUUUAAUUUGGUAACUACCCUUUCUAAUGUUGAAGCAAAAAAGAGAUUUGAAUUCUUGGAAGCAGUUAGUGGUACGAUGGAUGCUCAUCUUCGCUACUUCAAACAGGGGUACGAGCUUUUGCAUCAGAUGGAGCCAUAUAUCAAUCAGGUCUUGACUUACGCUCAACAGUCAAGAGAAAGGUCCAACUAUGAGCAGGCAGCACUUAGUGAAAGGAUGCAAGAGUAUAAGAGGCAGGUUGAUCGGGAAAGCAGGUGGUCUUCAAAUGGUUCUAAUGGAUCUCCUAAUGGAGAUGGCAUACAGGCCAUUGGCAGAAGUUCUCAUAAAAUGAUAGAGGCAGUUAUGCAAUCUGCUGCUAAGGGAAAGGUUCAAACUAUUCGACAAGGCUAUCUUUCAAAGCGCUCCUCAAACAUGAGAGGUGAUUGGAAAAGAAGGUUUUUUGUUCUUGAUAGCAGAGGAAUGUUGUACUACUAUCGCAAUCAAAGUAGCAAACCAUCUGGCUCUGGCAGUCAAGUUUCUGGUCAGAGGAAUAGUUCUGAACUUGGUUCCGGACUGCUGAGCCGGUGGCUUUCUUCUCAUUAUCAUGGUGGGGUACAUGAUGAAAAAUCGGUUGCUCAUCACACUGUGAACUUGUUGACAUCAACAAUAAAAGUUGACGCUGACCAGUCAGAUUUGAGAUUUUGCUUCAGGAUUAUUUCACCAACAAAGAACUACACUUUACAGGCAGAGAGUGCUCUGGAUCAAAUGGAUUGGAUUGAGAAGAUAACAGGGGUUAUUGCUUCAUUACUGAGUUCUCAGGCCCCUGAGAGGUGCAUGAUUGCUAGUCCCAAGGGUAGUGGUCAUCAUCGAUCUGCCAGUGAGAGUAGUUCUUUUGAAAGUUCUGAUUUUGAUCAGGCAGCAGUUGAAGAAUUUACAUCUGAGAGGGUUGCCUGUGCGCAUCACGAACGUGCAUUGAGAAGUUCACAACAGCAACGGCCUGGUGUAAAAUGUGAAAAGCCGAUUGAUAUGUUACGGAGAGUAUGUGGAAAUGAUAAAUGUGUUGAUUGUGGUGCUCCUGAACCAGAUUGGGCAUCCUUAAAUCUUGGAGUUCUUGUCUGCAUAGAAUGUUCUGGUGUUCAUCGAAACCUCGGUGUGCACAUAUCAAAGGUCAGGUCCCUGACACUUGAUGUUAAAGUGUGGGAGCCGUCUGUUAUAAAUUUGUUUCAGUCUUUGGGCAAUACAUUUGCUAACUCAGUCUGGGAGGAAGCAUUGCAAUCAAGAGGUGCCUUUCAGGUUGACAUUGUCCCUACAGGCUUCUACAAGUCUGAUAAACCGCAGCUGCUUUAUACCAGCAAGCCUAGUCAUGUUGACUCCAUUUCAAUAAAAGAGAAGUUCAUUCAUGCGAAGAUUCCCAAAACAUAA
Messenger RNA from Ilex paraguariensis (yerba mate), 1897 nucleotides. Lineage: Eukaryota; Viridiplantae; Streptophyta; Magnoliopsida; Aquifoliales; Aquifoliaceae. The record is from the annotation of a GenBank genome assembly.